Blastocystis hominis is the source of this 822-nucleotide messenger RNA. RefSeq lists its product as hypothetical. Bases 1 to 801 code for a protein of 266 amino acids. The transcript is spliced from 3 exons. Gene Ontology annotation, molecular function: protein binding. Lineage: Eukaryota; Bigyra; Opalinata; Blastocystidae. The record is from RefSeq and is a predicted model, not a curated record.
AUGGAUCUGGGCACCAUCCAGAAGAACAUCGAGAACCACGUGAUUCUGACGCGCGACGACUUUGCCAUCGCGGUUCGCAAGGUGUUCGACAACGCCUUUUUGUACAAUAAACCGCAAGACGACGUUCACGUGAUGGCGAAGACGCUCUCGGAAAUCUUCGAGAAGGAUUUCAUGCAGAUGACACGCCGGAUCUACGAGGCCGAGCCGGAGCCGUCCUCGCCCAUCUACAGCAAUAAAGUGCAGCGACACUCCGUGGUGCCUCGCUCGCGGCAGCGGCAGCGGCAGCGGCAGCGCUUGGCGAAGGGGAAGAACGCGAAGAAGGUGAAGGGGAAGAGCGUUUCUGGGAAGAGCGGGCAUCGCAAUGAUGUGAACGAAGAAUACAUGAAAAUGAAAAAUCAAAUGAACGCACUCCAAAGUCGGGUCGAUCAAAUGAAGGAGCAGAUGCUGGCGAUGGGGCUGAAGCUGCCCUCGUCGGACACAGCGCCUCCCAUGUCGGUGGAAGAGAAGAAGGUACUGAGCCAGGAAAUCAAUCAAUUCACUGGCGAGCGACUGGAGUACAUUAUAAAGAUCAUGCAGGAGUCGAUGCAGAUCGAUACCGUGGGAUCGGACUACGAGCUGGAGAUCGAUCUGGAUACGAUUCCGAAUGAGACGCUGCGGAAGCUGCAGGAAUAUGUCCAAAAGUGCAAUGCUGGAGGACAUGGAGGAGAGCGGGGCAGACACGCUAGCGAACUUAAUAGCCAUAUGGGUAUGGGGAAUUUAGACGUGGAUUCGGAUGAUUCUGUGGAUCACGAUUUUUUCUAAUAUAAUCUAUAACUCAUCUAU